Molecule: messenger RNA, 1767 nt
Organism: Trachymyrmex cornetzi
Lineage: Eukaryota; Metazoa; Arthropoda; Insecta; Hymenoptera; Formicidae
Exons: 5
Coding region: 1-1686 (561 amino acids)
Source: RefSeq, a predicted model, not a curated record
AUGAAUUUAGAAAAUAUCCGUUGCGAUAGAAAAACGGAAAGGGCCGGCCCGGUGGACAACGGGCAAUUACGAAGACCAUCUCGAUCACCGCGAAGUCAGCGUAGCCGCAGCGCGGACGUGGACUGUCUAAAGAAAUAUACGGAGCGUCGAGUGGAGGAACGUCGACACACAGAUACCAGCGACACCAGCAAAUUGGACACUUCAAAGUGGAUGCCGCUACCAAAGAACGUACCUCGGGGGCAGCAAUCGGGGGCGACCAAGAGAUUCUCGAGGGAUGAACGGCAAGAGAGCAUCUACGAAUCGGCUGAGGAUGCCGAGAAGUGGUCAACGAAGCCACCUUGUUCAACCGACAAUCGAUCCUCCAGACUUGUACCCGAGGUCGUCGGUCGAUCUCACUACACCGUGAGGAGUCACAGCACCGACGUAACCAUUCUUAAGAGGCCGGAAAAGAGCAUCACUGAGCAGCGAAGGCACACGGACUGCAGCGACUCGCAAACUAUCGCCACGAGAUGGCUACCACACAUUAAUGGUGCGAAAUUUUAUCGAGAGACGUCUCCCCUUGCAAGAAUUGGCUGUGAAAUCACGAAGAGCGCAGCUACUCGAUGGAUGACGUUUACCAAAAGUCCGUCACCUGUACCGAGGAUAAAUUCUGAGAGGAAAGAUUCCGUAACGGAACACGACAGAAAGGACGAAGGAUCGCGCAAGGACGCGGACGCUUCUAAAUGGCAACCUCCCAGAAAGUUCUCUCCGGCAAAGAACGAGAAAGGACGUUUAGAAAGACAAAAUGAGUUAGACAUUGGCAGAGAUCGCUCCUUGAGCUUUGUCGAUACUAAUGAGCGAGCGAAAGAUCGCUCCUUGAGUUAUGUCGACACUGACGAACGAGCAUGUAAACUUAGCGAACGUAUGCGCGACUUAUACGAUUUUAAGACUGAGAACGAGUGGCCGAAGAGGGCAGGGACUUCCCGGGAGAACACUUGGAUUAGCAAGAGCAGCAGCGAGGAGGAGAGGAACAAUUAUCUACCGAUUCGCAGAAAUAGUCAAGAUUUGGAGUUCAAUGACAGAAUCGAUAUCUUUAAGUCCAAGGCUCAACAUGAGGAAGACAAACGAAAACCAAAAUGCAAUAUUCACAAAGCAUGCGAAGUGUUUGCGGACGAGCAAGACGAGCGUCUACGAAAGUUCAAUCACAAAUUGCGAUAUAGUGAGGAUUUCAGUGUGGAGCGACUUCGCGGCCGCGAACGGCGCACUUACUCGGAUGACUACGAUGAGAAGAUAGUCCGACGAGAGUCUCGUUCAUCUCGGCAGCCGGAACUAGUGACGUUCAAAAGGGAUCGACCAGAAACACAAGCUAUUAUGAGAUUGGUGGAUAAGGAGAACGAACGGAAUUCGGACGUGAGCAUGAAACCACGCGAUUCCCAAGUCAGCUACGUAGAAAUAGACUUCAGAAAAAGAGACUCGCGUACCAGUGAUGCCAGUUACGUCAGCGUAAAUCUGGGUAAGAGGGGCAGUGUUGAGUGCAAAGGCACUCGAAUGAUCCCCGAUAUCCCGCCAAGAAGAGCUUUCAGCCAGAGCGAUGAGCGACCAUCCACCCCGGUGCCACCGAUCGAAUUCAACGACGAACGAUACGUUCCCAAGAAAUUGUCGGAACCGAAAAGAGACAGCACUAGAUAUAAAAUAUACUUAACAUAGGAAAUGCCUGCGAGAGCAGGCAUUUCGCGAAACGAAUGCCGCUUUCGCAGGGUUUUAGAUUAAUAUUUAACGAAGAGAAAG